Hymenoscyphus albidus is the source of this 3089-nucleotide messenger RNA. The record is from the annotation of a GenBank genome assembly. Lineage: Eukaryota; Fungi; Ascomycota; Leotiomycetes; Helotiales; Helotiaceae.
AUGAACGUUGAUAAUCUGCCGAGAGGGAGCGCCGGAAAAGUUGAUCGACGCGCCGUGGCCAAGCUACCGCUCUAUGGCUGUACCACAAGUGUGCCGUCAGGGACAGAAUACAGUGGCGAGCUUAACGUCCAGCAUCUACCUGAGGCAGCUUCUCUACAGACAUGGUCGCAAGUCAUUCCAGCCGAAAUCUUCGCGUCGUACCGCAUGAAUAUGAACGGCGAUUCGGACUUUUUCCAUAUCGGCGCGAGCUCUCUUCUCCUAGUUCAAUUACAGAGCCACAUCCAAAAAUACUCUAGCUACCACUUGGAGUUGGCACAGAUGUUUAGGUCCAGUUCUCUCAGAGGCAUAGUUGCACUUAUCCAGGAAAAGAAAUCAGGGUACUUGGGAAAGAGUUCAGUGAUUGAUUGGGAGAACGAGACGCAGGUACUGGAUGAAGUCUCUGCUGAGAUGGUCUCACAAAAUAUUACUAUUAGUAAAGGCGUACCUAAACUGUAUCCGACGAUUCCCAAGCGAUGCCCAGAAGUCGUGGUACUAAUUGGGGCAACUGGUUUCUUAGGCAGAACAAUAUUGAAGUAGCUCGUAGCCGAGGACACUGUGCGAACAAUCCAUUGCAUCGCCGUCCGUCGACCGGAAGCGUUGCUUUCCCUUAACACCGACAAAAUCUCCAUAUCAAGAGGGGACCUAAUCCAACCAGCCCUAGGCCUAUCAGAUGAAGAUGCUACACGAAUUUUUACAGAGGCCGAUGCCAUCCUUCAUAAUACAGUCAAUGUGUCUCAUCUCAAGCACUAUCGCACUCUGGAGCCCGAAAAUGUCCUCCCAACAAAAGAGCUCAUCAAACUGGCACUACCGCGCCGGAUUCCAAUACACUACGUAUCUACAGCUGGCGUCUCGCCCUCUGGGAAAUCGAGGCUAGAUAUAUACGAGAAUAUCUAACACCCGCCGCGGGCUGUCCUAGGGUACAAAACUAUCCCGAGCGCGUAUAUUUUCGUAUACUAAUAGUAGGCGUAAAACCUUAAAUAUUAUACUAAAGACAUAGUUCUAAUAGAGAUAUAUACUUACGAAUAUUAUAAUAUAAAAUAUACUUAAUUCUCUUACUAAUCCCUUAUAGUAUAACGUGCAUGUAUAGCGAACCGGCCAAACAAGCGAACCGGCCAAAAUUUUCUACACUCGCGAUUGAAAUUGUAAGAACUCUACCACAACGCCUCUAAUUAAAAAACACUAUUCAGAAAUUUCUUCCUCAGAUACUUCCUCUAUAAUAUUACAGGUGCACGUAUUAUGACCAGUCUCUCCGCAGUUGCCACAGCGCCGUGCACGUGAUUCUUCCCUUGGCUUCCGACCACUACUUCUCUUUAUUUCCUGCAUUACCUGCUCACCAACGUCUCUAUCAUCCUGUAGGUCCUGCGCUUCCUGUUGACUAAGUGAUCCUCCUUGCUGUAGGCGUGUUUUUUUAGCUCUACGGCGCUUACUUAGUACUUCAUUUGCUUGUCGAAGUCUCUGGUUCUCAGCUUUCAAUAGUACUAUCUGGUGCAUUACUUUUGAUGCACCCUUCGUAAACUGGUCAAUGGCCUCGUAAAUAGGGGUUGGAGAGCUACUUUGGUGGCGUAAAAUUCGAUCUUUAAUAAAUGCAGUCUGUGAUAAGGCUUCAGUAGGGUUAUUUGGUGUCUGGGAAACCCAAGGCUGAGCGGAAUACGGGGGGGAGUUUGGAGGCGUUGGCGUCUUUAGCUUAAGAUCAAGUGUAGAAAUUACACUUUCUGGGUCAAAUGGAAGAAGCCCAGCCCCUCGGAACCCUCCUCGGAUAUUGCUUUCUGUCAUUGCAAUAUUAAAUGCGGCGUGGAAGGCAGGAAAGAAAUUAUCCUUAGUAAUAUGGAUGAUCUGAGCCCGCAUCAUAUCUUCAAUGUGAAGCACGCGACGUGCUUCAAGAAGUCGAUUUGCUAUAUCUUCAACUACAGAUAUCCGCGGAGGAAAUCCUUUUGUAGCUAGGUCGAGGAUAUGUUGAACAAGUACUGAUUCCUCUAGCUCGGUCAUUUUCCGUGAAUUGGCUAAAAUAUCGCGUCGUGAAGGUAUACCAAGCAAACGUCGACCUAGCUUCCGGUGGUCUACAGAAUAGGUCCUGGCAGCAGCUCGAGCACGUAAAUUUGGGUCUUUUUGCAUAGCUUGGAUAGCUAAGANACGUCGACCUAGCUUCCGGUGGUCUACAGAAUAGGUCCUGGCAGCAGCUCGAGCACGUAAAUUUGGGUCUUUUUGCAUAGCUUGGAUAGCUAAGACUAACCGGCUUUCGUCAUUUUUCGGAGGCAUCCUUCGUUGUAGAGAAAUUUAAUGUUUCGUGGAGGUGUGGUGGGGUCGCCGGGUUUUGGCCGGUUCGCUUGUUUGGCCGGUUCGCUAUACAUGCACGUUAUUAUCUUUAGUAUUAUUAGUAGAAUUUAAAUUAACUUAGAACCUGAAGGUUCUAAAAGGUAGUAUUUUAUAGUUAGAGGUUAGAAUAUAGAGGAGAGGAAGUUGUUUUCUCUUAGAGAAUAGUAGUUAGUUUAAAUAUAGAGACUAUUAUACUUUCUUUAUUUAUAGAGUUUUUAUAUAACUUAAAUUAUAGAUUCUUUAGUAUUUAGAUUCUUUAUUAUACUUACUUUAUUUAAACUUUCGUAAGUAUGGUAAUUAGAGUAGAGAGAUAGAAGGAGACUUUAUAUUUAUAGAAGUAAUAAAUAGAGGUAGAUUAAUUACUAAUCCUUUAUUACUAAUCUUUACUUAGUAGGGGAUUAUAAAGUAUAAAAUCCGAAAAGUGGAGACGUCUACUUUUAACUACGUAAUUAGGCCUAUGUACGAAAUUUUCGUACGUGUACGAGAAUCUCUACCACCGAGUUCCCAGAGGGUCGCUUUACAGCGGCUUAUAGGAGUUUGGCGAGAUCUCUUGCGCAGCUUUCCCACCGCCUCUCGAUGGUGUAGAUGGGUAUACGGCAUCAAAAUGGGAUAAUGAGCGCCUUCUUGAGAAGGCAUGCGCCUACUACCAGCUUCCAGUUAUCAUCCACCGACCGUCCCAUGUACACCGGGACGACGCCGCCGAGCUUGAUCUCAUUGAAGAUCUACUUAAAAUUUAG